Messenger RNA from Gaeumannomyces tritici R3-111a-1, 3231 nucleotides. RefSeq names its product sulfate transporter 4.1. Gene Ontology annotation, molecular function: sulfate transmembrane transporter activity. The coding region runs from base 509 to 2965 and encodes 818 amino acids. NCBI's taxonomy places the organism in Eukaryota, Fungi, Ascomycota, Sordariomycetes, Magnaporthales, Magnaporthaceae. Gene Ontology annotation, biological process: transmembrane transport. The record is from RefSeq and is a predicted model, not a curated record. The transcript is spliced from 4 exons. Gene Ontology annotation, cellular component: membrane.
AUAUCCUCAAGUGCUGUUUUGUCUCGCCCUCAACCUUCCAACACGAUGUUGGGUACCAGAGAGCGGGCUUCGCAUCACCAAAUCCCCCAACAGCCAUAAACUCGUAUCUGUAUGAACAGCCUCUGCAUCGGUACAUAGAAUCUUCCUAGCUGUAGUCGGGUUUCGUCGGCAAGCCUGGCCGCCGCCUUGUGCUUCGCUCUUUAUCCUCGACUCCGACCUGGAACCCUGACAUCCGACGAAGCCCGUGCUCGACUCGAGUCAACUCUGCGCCUCACCAACUUCCAUCUGGCCUCUUCUUGGACUCGUCGCGGCCAGUGAUAAUUACCUAGCCCUCCCCGCCCAGUUGCUGCGUCGCAGUCCCGCCGUCUGUCGCUGGCGGUAGACCGAAACGACCCGCCAUCGCUUGAGCCGAAUUCUUCUUUCUGCCGACUCCCUAGCGUGGCGAAUUCGCAUCAGCCUUCCCUCCCACGACCGUGCCGCGCCGUAGCCUACCCCGACGCCGGCGACAAUGACCUCCGGCCCUGGCCCUGGCUCUGGCCCUCGACCUCCUCUCCAGGCACGCAAUAGCGCGGGCGGAGCCAGCAGCGGCGUCAACGCCCACGCCCCUGCGAACCCGAGCGGUCUGCGGCAGAGCUACACCCGGCCGCUGUCAAGCAGUAGCAGCAACGCGAGCGGCGCCGCGCUGAACGCCGCCGUCGCCGGCGAUGGCGAUGACGAUGACAAGGCGGACGAUCCCGUGCCGGCGAAGCGGCAGGAUGCCGGACCUGGCGAGCAUAGGCCGGUGGGCAAGCGCGCCCCGGCUGAGAACACAGGCCUCCUGCGAGGAGAGCAGGUACACGAGGGCCCCUGCAACCAUGGCACCUUCUCUCCGCGCCCCUCCAGCCCGACGACAAGCAUCUUGAGCUCCGUCCCGUCCAUCACCCCUUCCGAGUCUUCUGCGCUUCUCCAGGACGGGGUCACCGUACCGGCAGCGGGCGCUGUCGGCGACCCCAACUGGAGGAGGAAUUGGGCAAAGCGCAUCAGGAGCAGGAAGAUGGCUAACUCGACAGCCCUCGCCGAGCAGCACGGAAUCAAGGACUCGACAUUGAUGUACCUCUCGUAUUACAUCCCCUGCGUCACAUGGAUGAGCCAGUACAAGCGGUCCUAUCUCAAAGGAGACUUCAUCGCCGCCGUGACCAUCGCAGGCAUGUACUUGCCAAUGGCGCUCUCGCUGGCCGACAACCUCGCACAUGUCCCGCCAAUCAAUGGGCUGUACGCCUUCGUCUUCAACCCGCUCGUGUAUGCACUUCUGGGCAGCUGCCCCCAGAUGAUCGUCGGGCCCGAGGCCGCGGGGUCUCUCCUGGUCGGCAGCAUUGUUAAAUCCAGUAUCGAUCACAACGCACCUGGCUCUGGGGACAGUGACGCCAUUUUGCAGGCCAAGAUUUGCGGUAUCGCUGCCGGUCUGGCCGCUGCCACCGUCUUCAUCGCCGGCCUUGCCCGACUCGGUUUCCUGGACAGCGUCCUGUCCCGCCCGUUCCUCCGCGGAUUCAUCUCCGCCAUUGGCGUAGUCAUUGGCAUCGACCAGCUCAUUCCCGAGCUAGGCCUCAACAGGCUCGCUGCGAAGACGCCCAGCGUUGGCCAUGGCAGCCCUAUAGCCAAGAUCAGGUUCAUGCUGAACAACCUAGACAAGGUGCACAAACUGACGUGUAUAGUGGCUGGCGUCAGCUUCACGGUGAUCAUGUUGGCAAGGGAAAUGAAGCGUCGCUUGCAACCCAGGUACCCUGGUGUCGCCUACGUCCCGGAUCGGUUCCUCGUGGUUGUUAUCUCGGCCUGGCUGGCCUACUACUUCGACUGGGAAAGCCGAGGUGUACACAUCCUGGGUGAGGUCAAAGGAGCCAAUGGCCUGUUUACCUUUCGCUGGCCGUUCCAGCCCUCACACAUCACCCACAUUCGUGAGGCGAUGGGCACCUCGUUUCUCAUUGCGCUCCUAGGCUUCUUCGAGUCCUCGGUCGCCGCCAAGAGUCUGGGGGGCCAAGACACCUUCCCGGGAAUCCAGCUCAGUCCCAACAGGGAGCUCAUCGCGCUGGGCGCCGCGAACCUCGUCGGUGCCUGCUUCAUGAGCCUGCCGGCGUUUGGUGGAUACGGCAGGAGCAAGGUCAACCGGUUGACCGGAGGAAAGACGCCGAUGAGCUCGCUCUUCAUCAGCCUCAUCUCGCUCAUGGUCAUUCUGUUUGGCUUGCAGUGGUUCUACUAUCUUCCCAAACCCGUCUUGUCCUCACUCAUUAGUGUUGUUGCAUGGUCGCUCAUCGAGGAGGCGCCUCAUGAUAUUUUCUUCUUCUUGCGCAUCCGAGCCUGGCAGGAGCUUGGUCUCAUGCUCGUCAUUGUCCUGGCCACGCUGUUCUUCUCACUCAACAUGGGUAUCGCGAUUGGAAUUGGCCUGUCGCUGCUCCUCGUCAUCCGUCACUCGACCCGCCCUCGCAUCCAGAUUCUUGGUCGGAUCCCCGGGACCAACCGGUUCGAGAACGCGGAGGAGCACCCCGAGAGGCUGGAGUUCUUCGACAACUGCCUGAUUGUCAAGAUUCCCGAACCUCUGACCUUUGCCAACACGGGCGAACUGAAGACGCGACUGCGCCGCCUCGAGCUGUACGGCACCAGCAAGGCGCACCCGGCGCUCCCGCGGCUGCGGCGCGAGGACUCGAACCAAAACGUCAUCUUCGACAUGCACGGCGUCACAAGCCUGGACGGCUCGGGAACCCAAGUGCUCGAGGAGAUCGUCAGGGGAUACAGCGACAAGGGCGUGCGUGUCUUCUUCAGCCGAGGCCCCUGGAGACGAGAAGACCACGAGGUUUGGCGCCUCAUGGUUUCGUCUGGCAUUGUCGACCUCGUUGGCGGCGAAGACCACUUUGUGUAUGACGUGCAUGAGGCUCUGCGCAUGACCGAGGUCGCCGAUAUCUCGGAGCUCGGGGGUCCCGGGCCUGCUGCGUGAGACUAGUUGUGAAGCGAGAAAAUGAAAGCCUCGCUAUCUUGGUGCCUAGAUGAGGUGAGCGGGGGUGAAAUGUUCAAAAGCGCAUGUUUGGUGUCUGAAGGGGCGUAUGGAAGGAAUACCCUAGCGCCACGGCUCGUGGCCAUUAUCUUGUACUUGAUUGGCAGUUGUUUUGAAAAUGUUUUUGCCUUUGUUUAGACGAGUUACCGUAGCAUAGAACUUUUUGCGGUCAAAGCUAGAAACGAUUUGGUUUUUUUUUUGUGGUUGUC